AUGCUGCUGCAAUGCUGCUGCAAUGCUGCUGCUGCUGCUGCUGCAAUGCUGCUGCUGCUGCUGCUGCUGCUGCUGGUGGUGCUGCUGGUGCUGCUGCUGCUGCUGCUGCUGCUGCUGGUGGGCAGCAGCUGGGCGUUGCGCGCGUGGACCCGCAGGUACGUGGGCCAGGACGACCCGGUGGCGGAGAAGAUCUUCCGGCUUGCUGCGAGCCGGGAGGAAGCAGCAGCAGCAGCAGCAGCAGCAGCAGAAAACGGAGACAGUUCGAUAACCACUUUGUUCGUGGGGGGGCUGCCCGAGGGCACGCGGGAGACGCAGCUGCUGCAGCAGCUGCGGCCCUUCGGCGAAGUCCUCGCCGUGCGCAUAAACCCUCUCAAGAAAGUGGCUUUUGUUUGCUUCGCAGAAAGAGCAGCAGCAGCAGCAGCACUGCAGCAGCUGGCGGGGCAGCUGGUGAUCGGGGGGGCCACCAUGCGGCUGUCCUGGGCCAGGCCCAAGGCCCGCGCAGCAGCAGACAGCAGCAGCAGCAGCAGCAGCAGCAGCAGCAGCGCAGCAGCAGCAGUCCCCGAGGGGUACCUCGCGCCCCCAGUCCCGGGACUGCCCCCCCUGCCCCUCCCCUUGGGGGCCCCGGGGCCCCCCCCUGCGGUCUUGGGGGCCCCCGUACCCUACCGCUCGAUGUUGCCUUCGGAGGCGGAGUUGUCGCGCCGCUGA
Molecule: messenger RNA, 705 nt
Organism: Eimeria necatrix
Lineage: Eukaryota; Apicomplexa; Conoidasida; Eucoccidiorida; Eimeriidae
Exons: 1
Coding region: 1-705 (234 amino acids)
Cellular component (GO): Prp19 complex; U2-type catalytic step 2 spliceosome; U2-type catalytic step 1 spliceosome
Molecular function (GO): U6 snRNA binding; pre-mRNA binding
Source: RefSeq, a predicted model, not a curated record